AUGAGGGCUACUCAGAGCAGACAGAAGUCGUACGCAGAUAAGAGGAGGCGACCUCUAGAGUUCGAGGCUGGGGAUCAUGUAUUCCUCAGGGUAACACCGACGGCGGGUAUUGGGAGGGCCAUAAAAUCGAGGAAGCUAACUCCGAGAUUUGUUGGGCCUUAUCAAAUUUUGAGGAGAAUUGGUGUUGCAGCUUUUGAGAUCGCUUUGCCACCACACUUAGCGAAUCUGCAUAAUGUGUUUCAUGUUUCCCAGUUGAGGAAAUACAUUGUGGAUCUGUCGCACGUACUGGAGUCAGAUGAUAUUCAGAUUCGGGAGGAUUUGACGGUGAGCACUAGACCGGUGCGAAUUCUAGACUCACAAGUGAAACAACUGCAUGGGAAGGAAAUCCGGACCGUGAAGGUGCUAUGGGAUGAGACCACUCAGGAGAUGACCUGGGAGAUGGAGGAUCGCAUGAGGCAGUCCUAUCCGCACUUAUUUCCUGGUAAGUCUUAUUUUCGAGGACGAAAAUAUUUAAAGGUGGGGGUAAUGUAA
Vigna unguiculata (cowpea) is the source of this 531-nucleotide messenger RNA. RefSeq lists its product as uncharacterized. The record is from RefSeq and is a predicted model, not a curated record. Lineage: Eukaryota; Viridiplantae; Streptophyta; Magnoliopsida; Fabales; Fabaceae.